AUGGCUUCUGCAGCUGUUCAACUCCCCGGUCGUCACGGUACUUCGCUGGCUGAAAAGCCUCAAAUCCCUCUUACCGAGAAACCUCACCAUGUCCAGACCACACUAAACUUCCUGAAAGAAAACGAAGAUGGCUCCCCUCCAGAACCAACAUAUGUCGAUAGACCGGAGACCUACGAUAGACCUGUGACAACCCUACCAGCCACCAUCCAUGAUAUCAGUGGCCAUGAAUUGGACUACACGCUGGAUGGCCAUGGGUUCCAGCUCUACUACCACGAAAGUCAAGAGAAAGAUUUCCAAGAUGAUGAAAAGAUCAAGAGGGAGUAUUACCCAGAGACGGAGCAACUACUAAAAGACGCCACGGGUGCCUCCCGAAUCUUCAUCUUUGACCAUACUAUCCGUCGAGCAUCAAAUGACAACGACAGCGUCGCAAAGCUCCGCGGUCCAGUUCAACGCGUCCACAUCGACCAAUCCUACUCUGCAGCCAAAAGCAGAGUCCCCUUCCAUCUCCCAGAAGACGCACCUGAGCUGCUAAAGGGCCGGUAUCAGAUCAUCAACGUUUGGCGUCCAAUCAAGACUAUACUGAAAGACCCCCUCGCGGUCGCUGAUGCAAACUCAGUUCCAGACAGUGAUCUCGUUCCCAUUAAGUUGAUAUACCCUAACCGUGAGGGUGAGACGUACACUGUGAAGCCGGAUCCUGAUAUCAAGUGGUACUACCGCUAUGCUCAGACUCCGGAUCUGGUUACUUUGAUCAAGUGCUUUGAUUCGAAAACGGAUGGACGGGCUCGUCGUGUGCCACACACUGCCUUUGUUAACCCCGAGACAGAAAAUGAGGCGGGUCGGGAAAGUAUUGAGGUUCGGGCUUUGGUUUUCCAUCCUGAUGACCGAGAUUGA
Penicillium canescens is the source of this 891-nucleotide messenger RNA. RefSeq lists its product as uncharacterized. Gene Ontology annotation, molecular function: oxidoreductase activity. The record is from RefSeq and is a predicted model, not a curated record. The coding region runs from base 1 to 891 and encodes 296 amino acids. Lineage: Eukaryota; Fungi; Ascomycota; Eurotiomycetes; Eurotiales; Aspergillaceae. The transcript is spliced from 2 exons.